Molecule: messenger RNA, 3325 nt
Organism: Aphidius gifuensis
Lineage: Eukaryota; Metazoa; Arthropoda; Insecta; Hymenoptera; Braconidae
Product: knirps-related protein-like
Exons: 3
Coding region: 788-2071 (427 amino acids)
Biological process (GO): regulation of DNA-templated transcription
Molecular function (GO): DNA-binding transcription factor activity; sequence-specific DNA binding; zinc ion binding
Source: RefSeq, a predicted model, not a curated record
UCGACAGUUAAGCAGUUAAGUUCAUAAAGCCUUUGGAGUAACAAUAUAAAUUCAAAUUUUUAUAAUAAUUUUAUCAUUUAUUUAUCAUUAUUUUUUUAUUGUUUAAUUUUUUUUUUAAAUUAGUGAUUAUAUAAAUAAUUGGAUCAAUUAAAAAUUAUUAAAUAAUUUAUAUAUGCAAAUUGUUUUGUCAAUUUUGUCUUUCAAUAGACACAAUUAGAAAAAAAAAGAGGGGCAAAAAGAAAAAAAGAUAAUUUUACCUGACGACUGACGCGACACACAGAGUACUUUGAGGGUGGGGAGGACAUAACACUUUAAAGUGAUUCUAAAACUUGAAAGAGCACCCUCAAGUCAUUCACCCGUCGGCCAACAUCGUAUCAACACACUUGGCAUAGUUUUUCAAUUUUUUUUUUUUUUGUUUUUUUUUUUUUUUUUUCAUUUACUUAUUUUCUAAUUUGGAUUUAUUUAUUUUUCAUAUUUGUUUGGAUAUUGUUUAAUGAUUUUAUUCGUAUUACUGACGGUGAAGUGAGUGGACAUUAUAUACAAUUAUUAUAUAUUUUUGUAUUAUCCUGUUUUUGUUGUUGUUAUUUAUUUAUUAAAAUUUUCUUUCAUUUAAUUGUGCUAGUGCGUUUAUGGAAUACAAUAAAAUACUGUAAAUAUUAUUUUUGUUUUUGUGAAAUUGAUGUGAUUAAUAUGAUUUAUAUUUGACUUGUUAAAUAUAAUCAAAAAUUCUGCUCUAUAUUUAUUUUUGGAGUGAUUAAUAUUCAAACUACAAAUCAAACUAAACAAGAUGAAUCAACAGUGCAAGGUUUGUGGAGAACCAGCUGCUGGAUUCCAUUUUGGUGCUUUUACUUGUGAGGGUUGCAAGUCAUUUUUUGGUCGUUCAUACAACAACGUAACAAGUAUUUCUGAGUGUAAAAAUGGAGGUGAAUGUGUGAUAAAUAAAAAAAAUCGUACAGCAUGUAAAGCAUGUCGUCUUAAAAAAUGUCUAGUUGUUGGAAUGUCUAAAUCAGGAUCAAGAUAUGGUAGACGUUCAAAUUGGUUUAAAAUACAUUGUCUACUUCAAGAACAACAGCAACAACAACAGCAACAUCAUCAACAACAACAUCAUCAUCAUCAUCAACAGCAACAGCACCAACAACAGCAGCACCAACAACAACAGCAUCAACAUCAACAGCAACAACAACAACAACAACAAACAAUAUCAUCACAUCAUCUUAAAACACAUGGUAAUAAUACGUCAAAUUCACCAAUGAGAAUUCAUAGAAAUUCAAGAAAUAAAGAUGAAUCAAUGAUACUUGGUAUUGAUGAUUAUAAAAAUUCAACACCACCAUCAAUAAGCUCACCAGAAUCACAUAAUAGUGAUAGUUCUGUUGAAAUAUCAGAAAGACGUGGUAUAUAUGGACUUCAUCCUGGCUAUCGACCAAUUCAUUCGGAACUUGGUGGUAUACCACUUGGUUUUCUCAGUGGUAUGUCAUUAUUACCACCAUCAUUUAUGCCACCACCAAGUUUAUCAAUGUUUCCACCGUAUCAUCUUUAUGCACAACAACAAAAUCAUUCAAAUAUCAUUCCUUGUCCACCAUCAAUGUUAUCAACAUCACCAAUUGGCAGUAGCAAUACAACAACAACUAAAAAAUUAUCAUUCAAUGAAUUUACAUUAAAUAACAAUAAUAAUAAUAAUAAUAACAAUAAUAAAUAUAGAAAAAAUCGUAAUGACUUGAUGGAUGUCAUUGAUGGCGAUGAUGAUGAUGAUAAUGGUGAGAAUGAUGAUGACGAUGAUGAUGAUGCAGUGACAAAUGAUAAAAGAUAUUAUCUUGAUACAGUUUUAAAACGCCAAAGAACAUCAGAAAGUCAUUCACCUAUAUCAAGAAAUUCAAAUUCAAUUUCACCAAUAUCAUUGUUAGAUAAUGAUUGUACACCACCACAAGAUAAUCCAAUUGAUCUUUCAAUGAAACAAAAUAAUCAAUUGACAAUUGGUAGUGAUGAUUCUGAUGUUGAUAUUGAUGUUAAUGAUAGUGACAGAGACAGUCCAAUACUUAAAAGACGACCAAUUGAUUUAACAAUAAGAUUAUAAAUUAUAAUUUGUUUUGAUGAUGCAAAUAUAUUUCCGCAUUAAUGUAACACACAAGGAUGCACAAGUCAGAGUAAUCAAUUUAUCUGCAAUUUUCUUGUUAUUUUUUUUUUUUUUUGUUUAAUUAAUCAUGAUCAGUCGAAUGAAGAUUAUCAUGUUGAUAAACACGUUUUUGCAAAAUGAUGACGUUUUAACACACACACGUGUUUAAUUCGUGUUCAAGAAGCCAGUUAACACAUGUCCAGAAAUUUCACAAGGCACAUUUUAUCUUGACCAGAUUCAAUUCCUGCCAAUGUAUAUAUUCUGUAUACCUUAAUCGAUACACACACUGUCUUAUUGGUUUUGUCCAGUUUCAGUUAAUUUAUUCAUUCAUUCAUUUUUGUUUUUUUUUUUUUUUUUUGUUAUUACUCAAGAAAGAAUUAGAUGAACUUUUUAUUUAAAAACAUUUAUCAAAAACAGAUUAAAUGCAUUAACAUGAACACUGUAAGAUUAUGAGUAUUGAUAUCCAUUGCUAGUAGGUGGUCAACGGUCAUUUUCCUGUUACGAAUAUGAACUGGACAAUAUAUUUUCAACCUGCGUUAUCGCUUUACACAAAAUCAUCUUGCCUUACACAGGUUGGCUUUUAGUCACUCGUGUGCUUGUUCUUGACUUUUUUUUUUUCCUUUUUUUUUUUACACAAAACGGAUGGGCAGGGCACGAGAUUAAAACAAGCAAAAUUACUUGUCAAUGAGAUGCUUAAAAACAUUAAACAUACAAAUAGUAUACUAUCAAUAAAACUACAUACGCUUUUUUUUUUUUUUUUUUUUUUUUUCAUUUAGUUUUAUAAUAUUUUUUUUUUGUUUAUAUAAAUAUAUAUAUAUAUUUUCUAAUUAUUUUGUAAACUUGAAUAUUUUUUUUUUCUUUUUGUAAAUAAUUAAAUAAUUAAAAUUAUAUUAGAAUUUAUAAAUUUCGAGUGCAAUGUAUAAUUGAUAUUAUGUUAAAUGUAGUAAUGAAAAAAAAAAAAAAAAAAAAGUCGUUGAAUUAUAUUAAUAAUAAUAGCGUAUAAUAAUUGAAUAAAUAAUGUUUUAAAUAUUUUUUCUUUUUUGUAAAUACAAUAAUAGAUAAUUGUAAAGAAAAAAAAAAAAUAAAUAAUAAAAAUUUAAGAAAAUAAAAAAAUAAAGAAUAAUGUGGGACCAAGGCCAGUAACUUUUUACACAUUUGUAAAUAAGAAUAAUAACUAUAAAAUAUUAUUUAAUAAAUAAUUUUGAUUAUAAAAUA